AUGCUGCUAACAAGCAUCAGUGAUCCCCAGGUCUACUCUAUUAUUUGCUAUGUAAUAGCAGGAUUCUCACUCCCUAUUCACUUAUUUGGAGGUUUUUGUAUAUUAUUUAAAACUCCAGAAAUUAUGCAUUCAACUAAAUGGGCCCUAUUCAAUUUACACGUUUGGUCUUCCAUCUUGGACCUAUCCCUAAGCCUAUUCGCCCAGCCAUUCUUCUGUACUCCGACAUUUUCUGGGCUUUCUCUAGGAGUGCUGAAAUGGGUUGGAAUACCUACGGAGGUGCUGGUUUUGGUGAUCUCGACAAUUUUUAUGCUGGUACCUAUCUCAAUAAUCUUAAUGUUCGAAAACCGCUACUUCAUCCUUUUUGUCAGGAACGAUUCCUGGCGAUAUCUUCGUUACCCAUUUCUAAUAAUCAACUACAUUAUUGGAAUAACUGUUUGCAUUCCGGCCUACUUGAACAUCCCGAAGGAUCAGAAUAGUGUUCGGCGUAUCUUAUUCGAUAUGUACCCACAGGCAUGUGAACAGGUUACCGACAAGUCAAAGAUACUUGUGAUGAGUCUGGUUGAUAAUACAUCAGCGGUGCAAAAUUCUCUUACAUUAAUAGUAUUGAUCGAGAUUAUAGUAUUUGCUGUUUUGUUAAGAGUGAAAAUUAACAAAGCCAUCAAGAAUAUUCAUUCAUCAGUUUCUCGAGAUACCUUGAAGAAGCAAAAAAGGUUUAUGAACGCUUUAAAGAUACAGAUCGCUAUACCCAUUGCUAUCAUCUUCUUCCCAGCAGCCGGUGGAGCUAUUCUAGCAUCCCAGAGCUCCAGUCAACAAGGCGUGGAUAAUCUGUUAAACCUUAUUACAUCAGUUCACGGAGUACUAUCCACUAUACUAAUGGUUUAUUUGCAAAAACCGUAUCGAGAAGUGUUUCGAUCAAUGUUUUGUGGUUGGAGGAAGCAAGUAGAGAUGAAAAGUCCAAGGAUAUUUUCGGCGUCAAGGCAUUAA
Caenorhabditis elegans is the source of this 984-nucleotide messenger RNA. RefSeq names its product Serpentine Receptor, class H (gene srh-298). The transcript is spliced from 3 exons. The coding region runs from base 1 to 984 and encodes 327 amino acids. Lineage: Eukaryota; Metazoa; Nematoda; Chromadorea; Rhabditida; Rhabditidae. The record is from RefSeq and is marked reviewed.